CCACAACUUCCCUCCGGAUAAUCCACGCGGCGGUCCACCAGGGCGCACAACAAGCUGCCUGACUUUCCCAGCUCUCAAUGUGCACAGAUCCUGCACCUGAUAUAGAUAUCUUCCAUAUGAACGACCCAUAAUCGGCACGACUUGGAUCAAUAACCCGCCCCUCCAUCGCUGCGGGCAUCCCCCACUAUGGAGAGGCAACGGAGACGAGAACUGCGCGAGCUAAAUGCCAGGGCAUGGGCUGGCGAACAAGAUGUCUUCCCGGUCGGUUCCUCGCUCGACUCUUCCAUGAAGAAGAACACCGCCUUCAUUAAACGCCUUCGAACCGCUAUCAACCCCACCUCGCAAGCCCAGUUCCUGCAGGAAAUCAAAACCCUCUCCCUCCACAAAUAUCUCUCCGAAAUCAUCACCGCCUGCUACGAAGGCUUAUGCAAGCUCAAGACACCAGGUGAAAUUGCAACAGGCGUCGAGGUUGUCAGCGCUCUCCACCAGCGCUUUGGACCCGAGGAUUUCACCGGGUACAUUGCAUGGUAUAUUGGGAGGGGACUGAGCACGCCCGAUAAGGCACACCUGAAGGCCUUGGCACAGGAUGUUCGCGAGAAGGAGGAGAAGGAACGGAUCGCUCGGCAACGUGUGCUCUUGCGCGUUGCCACCGAGCUGUGGCUCGUUGGUGUCUUGAGGAGCUUGGACGACUGUGUGAGACCAGAGGAAGCCACAAAAGGGAAGGAGAGUAAUAAAUUGGUGGAGGGAUCAAAGAAGGCAGCGGUUAAUGGCGACGUCGAUGCUGAACCUUUCCCGCUCGAGGUUCUGAAGGAUAUGCUUGGCCAUGACCGAGAGCACGCCAAUCUACCGCUCGUUGUCAUCUUCGUCAAGGCGUUCGGUUGGGAUAUUUUGGGUGCGCGGAAUACUUCGGCCGAGGGGCGAAAAACCGUUAACGAGGAUGGCACUACGACCACCGACAAACAGGACGAGCAGUCUGCGACCGAAGAAGACGAGUCCGCGGCACAGGACCCUCCCAUCUGCUCGCCCGAAAUGCAACAGCGCUUCAAGAACAUCCUAACCCGCUACUUCGAAGACGUAAAAUCGCACCUAGUACGCGACCAGAAGCAUUUGGUCAACCAGGGACGCAAGAACGCGGAAGCCUAUGUCAAGUCUGGCGAAGUCUUCGAGGACCGCCAGGCCAACUAUGAGAGGCAGGUGAAGGCACAGGAGAAGCUGGCUUCGAAUGCGCAGGUUCUGGCUGAUGCUUUGGGUGUCGAAAUGCCGGAUCUGCAAGAGAAGGAAUCUUCGGCAAAUGCAGGUGACGGCUCAAUCGGUCUGGUGAAGGCUGCGGAGUAUCUGCGUGGCCAGGGUGAUGGGCCGGGUAUCUGGGAGGACGAGGAGGAGCGUCGCUUCUACGAGAAUCUGGUGGAUUUGAAGGACCGCGUACCGGGGAUCCUGCUGGAAGAACCUAAGAAGAAGAAAGCCGAAGACGAGCAGGUGGGCAAGAAGGUGGAGGCCAAGGCAGGCGAGGAGCCCAAAGAGACACAGGCCGAGCCUAAGGCGAACGAAGCCGAUGACCUGUCUACUGCGAUCGCAAACAAGUCUGUCGGAGCCCAGGUGGACGCGCUUCUGGCCCGAUUACCGGAGCUCAACACCAAGGAUUCAGUUGACCAGGCGGCUAUCGAUUUUUGCUUUUUGAACUCCAAGGCCUCCCGAAACCGGCUGAUCAAAGCUGUACAAGAUAUUCCAAAGGGUCGCUCUGACUUACUUCCUCUCUACUCCAGGCUGGUUGCUACUCUCAACAAGUACAUGCCUGAUGUCGGCCAAGGCCUUGUUGCGCAUCUCGACGAUGAAUUUCGCAGUCUUCAGCGCCGCAAGUCCAAGGACUUCCUGGGCCAGGUCCGGACCCAGAAUGUGCGGUAUCUUGCUGAGCUCACCAAAUUUGGUGUCGUCCCCGAGCACGUCAUCUUCCAUUGCCUCAAGGUUAGCUUGGACGACUUUUCACGCAUGAAUAUUGAAAUCAUCUGCAAUCUGCUGGAAAGAUGCGGCCGAUACUUACUCCGUAACCCCGAGACAGCUCCUAGGAUGGCCUCUUUCCUCGAGACCUUGCAACGGAAGAAGACGGCACAAGUUCUUGGUCAACAGGAGCGGAUGCUAAUCGAAAAUGCCGUCUACUAUGUUAACCCACCCGAGCGCGCCGCUAUUGAACAAAAGGAGCGGACACCUAUCGAGCUCUUCUUGAGAAAGCUCAUGUAUGAGGACCUGAGCCGACGAACGCUUGAGAAGACCGUGCGCCAGAUCCGUAAGAUGCAUUGGGAGGAAGAUGAGAUUGUCAGGCUCCUGCACAAGAUCUUCACGAAGCCUAGCAGGAUCAAGUACAGUAAUAUCCACCUUUUGGCCAACAUUCUGACCUCGAUCCGCCGUUAUCACGAUGCAUUUGCGGUAUCGGUAAUCGAUGACAUUCUGGAAUCCAUUACUUUUCACCUUGAGCUCAAUGACUUCAGAUUCAAUCAGCGCCGGAUUGCAGACGUGAAGUAUCUUGGAGAGCUCUUUGUCUACCGGAUGGUUGACACCACGCUCAUUAUCGAGACUCUUUACAAGCUCCUCAGCUACGGUUACGAAGGCGGUUACGCUCGGCCUGGUCUCAUCAACCCAUUAGACUUGCCUGACGACUACUUCCGGAUCCGUCUGGUUUGCAACCUGCUGGAGACCUGUGGCAUGUAUUUUGAGAAGGGUUCCGCAAAGAAGAAGCUCGAUUUCUUCCUGACCUACUUCCAAUUCUACAUCUGCCUGAAGGACCCUCUCCCAAUGGACGUUGAGUUCAUCGUGCAGGAUGCAUAUAAUGCAACCCGACCAAAUUGGAAGCUCAUCACCACCUUGGAGGAAGCUUCUCGUUCUUUUGCCGAAGUCGUCAGGGAGAACUACAAACCCUCAGAGGCAGAUAAGCCUGCUGAGGUUGACGAUGAGGAUGAGUCAAGUUCCGACGAUGACGCUGAAGGACCUGAUGAUGACGAGAUUGUCGAACCCGAUGGGGAUGAUGAGAAGGAAGAGGCGUCUGGAGAAGAUGUCGAGGUUUGCUCCCCUCCUACUAACCUAUGUCCUUCGUCAUUGACGCAGUCUUACCAGGGUUCUGGGGAUGAUGAGUCCGGACACCGUAUCUCGGAUGACGAGGAAGAACAGAUCGUCGUCACUCGCCCAGAAGACGAACGUGACCCCGAAGCUGAGGCUGAGUUUGAUCGCGAGCUCGCGAAGCUCAUGUCCGAGAGCGUGGAGUCGCGGAAGUUUGAGCGGAAACCCGUCUUCGAUGUUCCUCUGCCACUGCGGAGCAACCGCGAGGUAGAGGCGAAUACUGACGAGGCUGGCGAAUCUGCCGCUCCCGCUACACCGGCGAACACGAUGAAAUUCUCGCUCCUCAGCAAACGCGGGAAUAAGCAGCAGACUCGUGCCAUUGACCUCCCGUCGGAUUCCAGCUUUGCCAUCUCUAUGCUUAGCAAACAGCAGGCCCAACGGGAGGAGCAACAGCGGAUCAAGAAUCUCGUUCUGAACUACGAUCUUCGGGACGACAACGACACAGAUGGCCUCGACAAAACGCAUAAUCCCUAUGCGCAGCCGCGCAUCGAUAAGGCGGGGAAUACCCGCAGCAAUCAGCGUGCGAGAAAGUUACAGCUCAACGAUAUCAAUUGGACGUGAACGACUUGGACAUUACACGAAUCAUGCUAUUCGAGAAACCUACUUAACAUGGUAACACCGCUACGAUGAAGCGAGCGAGAGGGGCAGGCUACUGCUACCUUCAGGCUUUGUCUUGGGCAGCAGUCCGCCAGCGCCAUCCAUCACUCCUUCGUUGAGCGAGCCAGUAUUUCCCACGCCACCGCGUACGUUGGCCAUGGGAAAUUACUGCGUGUGCUGGGCAUCCUCUCUGCCUCUUCGAGCCCUUUGUCGGCUGCGUGGGAGGCGGGUAUGUCCAUCCGGCAAAGACGGAGUGGGAAAGACGGAGAUUUUAUGUGAGUGUAUGUUUGCCUUUGGUGUUUUGGGCGGGGAGACGAAAAAAAUGGAGGGGAUGUGUGCAAGCGUCCCGAGUGGAGAAAGUGUGAAGGUGUAGCUGUGUCACAUCAAUCGGUGGGAUGCGAAUACGAUCCUUUUUUGGUGUGA
Messenger RNA from Westerdykella ornata, 4128 nucleotides. RefSeq names its product ARM repeat-containing protein. NCBI's taxonomy places the organism in Eukaryota, Fungi, Ascomycota, Dothideomycetes, Pleosporales, Sporormiaceae. Gene Ontology annotation, molecular function: protein binding; RNA binding. Gene Ontology annotation, biological process: nuclear-transcribed mRNA catabolic process, nonsense-mediated decay. The transcript has 5 exons. The record is from RefSeq and is a predicted model, not a curated record. The coding region runs from base 187 to 3669 and encodes 1160 amino acids. Gene Ontology annotation, cellular component: cytoplasm; exon-exon junction complex.